Molecule: messenger RNA, 1317 nt
Organism: Equus quagga
Lineage: Eukaryota; Metazoa; Chordata; Mammalia; Perissodactyla; Equidae
Gene: NPFFR1
Product: neuropeptide FF receptor 1
Exons: 4
Coding region: 1-1317 (438 amino acids)
Biological process (GO): G protein-coupled receptor signaling pathway
Cellular component (GO): membrane
Molecular function (GO): neuropeptide receptor activity; peptide binding
Source: RefSeq, a predicted model, not a curated record
AUGAGGAGCGACAUCAAAGAUUUUAAGGGGAAGCAAGCCCAGCCUCCCAACAGCCGCUGGCUCCCAAGCCAGAAUGGGAGUAACGCCGAGGCGACCCCGGCGGCAAACCUCACCUUCUCCUCCUACUACCAGCACUCCUCACCAGUGGCGGCCAUGUUCAUUGUGGCCUACGUGCUCAUCUUCCUCCUCUGCAUGGUGGGCAAUGCUCUGGUCUGCUUCAUCGUGCUCAAGAACCGGCACAUGCGCACCGUCACCAACAUGUUUAUCCUCAACCUGGCCGUCAGUGACCUGCUGGUGGGCAUCUUCUGCAUGCCCACCACCCUUGUGGACAACCUCAUCACUGGGUGGCCCUUCGACAACGCCACGUGCAAGAUGAGCGGCUUGGUGCAGGGCAUGUCCGUGUCGGCUUCUGUUUUCACACUGGUGGCCAUUGCUGUGGAAAGGUUCCGCUGCAUCGUGCACCCUUUCCGCGAGAAGCUGACCCUGCGGGAGGCGCUGGUCACCAUCGCGGUCAUCUGGGCCCUGGCCCUGCUCAUCAUGUGCCCCUCGGCCGUCACGCUGACCGUCACGCGCGAGGAGCACCACUUCAUGGUGGACGCCCGCAACCGCUCCUACCCGCUCUACUCGUGCUGGGAGGCCUGGCCCGAGAAGGGCAUGCGCAAGGUCUACACCACCGUGCUUUUCUCGCACAUCUACCUGGCGCCGCUCGCGCUCAUCGUGGUCAUGUACGCCCGCAUCGCCCGCAAGCUCUUCCAGGCCUCGGGCCCGGGCCGGGCGGGCGGGGCGGCGGCGGAGGGCGCGCGCGGAGCCCGGCGCAGGGCGCGCGUGGUGCACAUGCUGGUCAUGGUGGCGCUGUUCUUCACGCUGUCCUGGCUGCCGCUCUGGGCGCUGCUGCUGCUCAUCGACUACGGGCACCUCAGCGAGCCGCAGCUGCAUCUGGUCACCGUCUACGCCUUCCCCUUCGCGCACUGGCUGGCCUUCUUCAACAGCAGCGCCAACCCCAUCAUCUACGGCUACUUCAACGAGAACUUCCGCCGCGGUUUCCAGGCCGCCUUCCGCGCGCAGCUCUGCCCGCCGCCCUGGGGGAGCCAUAGGGCGGCCUACUCGGAGCGGCGGGGCCGGCUCGUGCGCACACGGGUCUUCGUGGAGGUGCCGCCCAGCGACUCGGGCCUGCCCUCUGAGUCGGGGCCGAGCAGUGGGGCCCCCAGGCCUGGCCGCCUCCCGCUGCGCAAUGGCCGGGUGGCCCACCAUGGCAUGGCCGGGGAGGAUCCCAGCUGCUCCCAUCUGCCCCUCACCGUCCCUGCCUGGGACAUUUGA